This is a messenger RNA of Scatophagus argus, 366 nucleotides long. RefSeq names its product otospiralin-like. Gene Ontology annotation, biological process: sensory perception of sound. The transcript is spliced from 3 exons. The record is from RefSeq and is a predicted model, not a curated record. Bases 1 to 366 code for a protein of 121 amino acids. NCBI's taxonomy places the organism in Eukaryota, Metazoa, Chordata, Actinopteri, Scatophagidae.
AUGAACUUAUCCUCAGCUCCAGAGGUGACUCUUGGUCUUCCUUUCCUGGGGCGGUCCUCAUUUCCUGGAAGCAUGCAUGCUCUCCGGGUGACCGUGUUGCUCUGUUCCCUCCUGCUCAGCUUCCUGUCUCUUACAGGAGCGGAGGAGAGCGAAGCAGCCGGCAGGAGGGAGGAGGAGAGGGAGAAACGAAGCCUACCCUACUGGGGCCUGUGGUCAUCAGACUUUUUCGGGUGGUUGGAGGAGCUUCGAGCUCAGGCAGCUCACGAGGGGAUGAAGGACCUGGCGCGUACAUUCUGGGCUCACUUCCCCAUUGGCACCGAGCUGGGCUACGACAGUCCUGAGUCUGACCCUCAAACUGAGGAGUGA